Molecule: messenger RNA, 459 nt
Organism: Rhipicephalus sanguineus (brown dog tick)
Lineage: Eukaryota; Metazoa; Arthropoda; Arachnida; Ixodida; Ixodidae
Product: gamma-secretase subunit Aph-1
Biological process (GO): protein processing; Notch receptor processing; positive regulation of catalytic activity
Cellular component (GO): endoplasmic reticulum; gamma-secretase complex; membrane
Molecular function (GO): protein-macromolecule adaptor activity
Source: RefSeq, a predicted model, not a curated record
CGCUUGUUUUGUUUCCGUCUCCCAUGCUAUGUGAAGGGUGUAACGGGCAUUUGUCGUAGUAUCGUGGCUUUAUUGUGAUUUUAGUGCACUUGUGUCACCCGUGGACUUGUUACGCUUCACGGUAUCAUUAGUGGGCCGCUGCACCGAGCGGCCGUGCACCUCUGACGCUCUGUUGCAUCCCUGCCGGACUACCAGCGGAGUCAUGACGCUCAUGGAGUUUAUCGGCUGCGCCCUGAUCGGUUUCGGACCGGCGUUGUCCAUGUUCGCCAUCACCAUCGCCAGGGACCCGAUUCGCAUAAUCAUUCUAAUCACCGCGGCGUUCUUCUGGCUCCUGUCGCUGUUGCUGUCGUCCAUUGUGUGGUUUGCGGUGGUGCCACUACGGAAGCAGUUGGCCUUUGGUGUCGUCUGCUCCGUGGCUUUCCAGGAAGCCGGCCGCUUUCUCUUCUACCGAGUGCUCAG